Messenger RNA from Schistosoma rodhaini, 1029 nucleotides. The record is from the annotation of a GenBank genome assembly. Lineage: Eukaryota; Metazoa; Platyhelminthes; Trematoda; Strigeidida; Schistosomatidae.
AUGUUUCAAAUGAAUUUGAAAGAGCCUAGAAUAUUGUACCUGUUACUUUUUCUAACUAAUUUGUGUGGUCAAAUACUGGCUAGCAAUUAUAAUCAGUACAUAGAUAGAUUAAUAAAUGAUGGGAAACUAUUGUAUGAUGAUUAUAUAAAACAGAAUCCUGGUUUAGAAUCAACAUUAGAACGUUUAUAUUCACCGGAACAUCCAAUUUUUCAAGAUGAUUAUCCAGAAAAUUAUGAAAUUACUGAUCGACAAUGGAAUGCAUUAUUAAAUGAAAUCAAUCAAGCUAAAUUAGGCAGACUACAAGAAGAUGAUAUUGAUAAACUAAAAUUGAUGUAUUCAAAUUUCGACCAAAAAUCAAAUGAUAAUUACGAAUUGAAUCCAAAUAAAAAUAAUAAUGAUAAAGUUUUACAUGAACCAGGUUUAACAGAACGUCGAAAUGAAAUCGCUUACCAAAAUCCCCUAUGGGGUGAACAUAAAGUUUCUGGAGGUUCCAGUGAAACAGGUCAGUGGAUAGAUUAUGCCUUAGUGGGAGCUGGAGCACAAGAUACAUCAGCUGAUAAUUUAAAUCUAUCUAGUGAGCUAGAAUCAUCUCAUAUAGAAUCCAAACUUGAUAAUUUACCUGCUUAUUGUGAUCCACCUAAUCCAUGUCCAUUAAAUUAUAAAUCAAAUGAUUUACCAACACCAUGUGAUCAAGAAAUUGAAGAUACCAUUGAAUUUAAUCGACAUUGGAUAAUAAGAAAAAUGCAAAAUGGUGAAUGUUCAUGUGAUAAUGAACAUAUGGAUAAUUGUCCAGUUGAAUCAAAUGACAAUGGACAUAAAAAUAAUUUUGUGUCGGAACAAAAGACUGAUGAGAAAAUUUUCUUGGUAAAUCCAUAUCUUCGAGGAGAAAGUCGUAAAAGGCUGGUAGCUAAAAAACGAGUUAAACGUACACAUAUUCCUCGUUACAAUCCUUAUUUAUUGGGUAGUAUUCAUAAAACUGCAGUGAAAAAAAUUGGUCCAUAUAAACCAUCACAAGAGAAAUAUAUGUAA